Messenger RNA from Lucilia sericata (common green bottle fly), 1205 nucleotides. RefSeq names its product zinc finger protein 724-like. Gene Ontology annotation, biological process: regulation of transcription by RNA polymerase II. The transcript has 2 exons. NCBI's taxonomy places the organism in Eukaryota, Metazoa, Arthropoda, Insecta, Diptera, Calliphoridae. Bases 86 to 1168 code for a protein of 360 amino acids. The record is from RefSeq and is a predicted model, not a curated record. Gene Ontology annotation, molecular function: RNA polymerase II cis-regulatory region sequence-specific DNA binding; DNA-binding transcription factor activity.
UAUCUUAUUGUUAUUGUUCUGCUUUGACUUUAUCCAAUUGUAAGCAACAAAAUUUACAACAGUUAUAAUAUUUUUCUUUAAAAUAAUGCUAAAACUACAAACAAUUAUCAAUAAUGAUUUAUCGUUGUAUUCCUCUUAUACAAAAUGUGCCGAAAUACAUUAUUUCACCUCUAAUUUUAAUAUAGUUUGUGUAGUAUGUCAACAGCUCUACAAACAGUACCCGGACUUUGCCAAACAUUUCCAGGAUACUCAUUUGUUAGAGUUUAUGGAAAAUAUACAUGAAUUAAAUAGCAAAAAUGAUCAACAACUUACAAAAUGUGUUAAACAGGAAUUAACAGAAACUAUAAAAGACAAGAACGCUUUAAAUCACAGAACUGAGGAAGUACAUAAGGGUAUUUAUGGUGAUGUUACAGCUUAUGAUGAAUUACUAUAUUUUAAAGUGGAAGAUGAUCAGGAAAGUUUUAAGGCAAAUCUAACAUCUAACGACGAUCAAAUAAAUGUUACUUUCACCGAAAGUCCCACAAAUUUUGAUAACGAAAAAACAUUCGACGACGAAUUAGAUUGGUCGCAAUCGUUCUCACCCCACCACUUGAAACUAAACGAAAAACGUCCAUAUAAACCACGUAAUCAACCCAAUAGUUGCGGUUAUUGUGGCAAAACAUUUCGUAGACGUUACCAACUCGACACACAUCUCAACAUACAUACCGGUUUAAAACCACAUCAAUGUGAUGUUUGUGGCAGACAAUUUCGUGCCAUAACAACGUUGCAGCGUCACUUAAAUACGCAUAACGAACGUGAAACGUUUACAUGUCAAUUUUGUUCUAAACAAUUCGGACACCGGGCGGCAUUAGUUAGUCAUGAGACACGUCAUACGCAAGAGCGUUGUAUAGCCUGUGAUGAUUGCACUAAAAUGUUUUAUACCCCAAAUCAGCUGGAUACUCACAAGCGUAAAGUACACAAUAAAUUGGAUGAUUAUAGUUUAUCAUUUGCUUGUGAUUUAUGUCCGAAACGUUAUCGUACGGCCUCCAUGUUGAGCACACAUAAAUUUAAGAAACACUAUAGGAUGGCGAAAUUUUCCUGCGAACAAUGUGAUAAGAAAUUUGUGGAACAGAGUCAAUUGAAGGAACACAUGUUAAGUAUACAUUUUAAGAAAUGUGCUUUAGGUUAGAGAUUAUUUAUUAAAAUUUGCUAUUACUAUUGAUAUA